CGGGGUGGGGUGGUGGCCGUUACGUUCGGGGCAACGGCUGAGGCAGUGGAGAAGUGAGAAGAGAAACAACGUCCGGCGCUUCCGCCCUCGCCGAGGAGGAGGAGGAGGGACCGGUAGGGAGAGGAGGGCCGUUCGCCCCGGCCUGGACUAGACCUCGUCGGGCCGGCGGAGGUCCGGCUAUGCGCCUUUGAGGGUCGCUGCGGACGCCGCGCAGAGCCGAGAGCGAUGUCUCAGCCGCCGCCGCCGCCGCCGCUGCCGCCGCCGCCGCCGCCGCCGCCUCCCCCCGAGGCUCCGCAGACUUCGUCGUCGCUGGCGGCGGCGGCGGCGGCGGCUACUCCGGGGGGCCUUUCGAAGCGGAGGGACCGGAGGAUCCUUUCCGGGAGCUGCCCGGACCCCAAGUGCCAGGCGCGCCUGUUCUUCCCGGCCUCCGGCUCGGUCAGCAUCGAGUGCACCGAGUGCGGACAGCGGCACGAGCAGCAGCAGCUGCUGGGAGUGGAGGAGGUGACCGACCCGGACGUAGUGCUGCACAAUCUGCUGCGGAACGCGCUGCUCGGGGUGACGGGAGCACCCAAGAAGAACACGGAACUGGUCAAGGUGAUGGGCCUCUCCAACUACCACUGCAAAUUAUUGUCGCCCAUAUUGGCACGCUAUGGAAUGGACAAACAAACGGGCCGGGCCAAGCUGCUCCGGGACAUGAACCAGGGCGAACUGUUCGAUUGCGCGUUACUGGGUGACCGUGCCUUCCUCAUCGAGCCAGAGCACGUCAACACCGUGGGCUACGGCAAGGACCGCUCCGGAAGCCUCCUGUACUUGCACGACACUCUCGAGGAUAUCAAACGGGCCAAUAAAAGUCAGGAAUGCCUCAUUCCAGUGCAUGUGGAUGGGGAUGGACACUGCCUGGUGCAUGCUGUGUCUCGGGCUCUGGUGGGCCGAGAGCUCUUCUGGCAUGCCCUGAGGGAGAAUCUUAAGCAGCACUUUCAGCAGCACCUCGCCAGAUAUCAAGCCCUGUUUCAUGACUUCAUUGAUGCUGCCGAGUGGGAGGACAUUAUCAACGAGUGUGACCCUCUGUUUGUGCCACCUGAAGGUGUCCCCUUAGGCCUGAGAAACAUCCACAUAUUUGGCCUUGCCAAUGUGUUACAUCGCCCCAUAAUUCUCUUAGAUUCCCUCAGUGGCAUGAGAAGCUCUGGUGAUUAUUCAGCCACCUUUCUACCUGGGCUCAUACCUGCAGAGAAGUGCACUGGGAAAGAUGGUCAUUUGAACAAGCCAAUAUGUAUUGCAUGGAGUAGUUCUGGUAGAAACCAUUAUAUUCCCUUGGUAGGCAUAAAAGGGGCUGCCUUGCCCAAACUGCCCAUGAAUUUGCUUCCUAAAGCAUGGGGUGUGCCUCAGGAUCUUAUUAAGAAGUACAUCAAACUCGAGGAAGAUGGUGGUUGUGUUAUUGGAGGAGACAGAAGUUUGCAAGAUAAGUACUUACUCAGGCUGGUUGCUGCUAUGGAAGAAGUCUUUAUGGACAAACAUGGCAUCCAUCCUAGUUUGGUUGCUGAUGUCCAUCAGUAUUUCUACAGAAGGACUGGGGUGAUAGGAGUUCAGCCAGAGGAAGUUACAGCAGCUGCAAAAAAAGCAGUGAUGGACAAUCGCCUUCACAAGUGUUUGCUCUGUGGUGCCCUUUCUGAACUUCAUGUCCCUCCCGAGUGGUUGGCUUCAGGAGGGAAGCUGUAUAACCUGGCAAAAAGUACUCAUGGACAGCUGAGGCCUGACAAAAAUUACAGCUUUCCCUUAAACAAUUUGGUUUGUUCAUAUGAUGCAGGGAAAGAUGUCCUGACACCAGACUAUGGAUUGAGUAACCUAACAGCUUGUAAUUGGUGCCAUGGCACAUCUGUGCGGAGAGUCAGAGGAGAUGGCUCCAUUGUGUAUUUGGACGGAGACAGAACUAAUUCUAGGUCUUCUGGUGGCAAAUGUGGUUGUGGAUUCAAACACUUUUGGGAAGGUAAAGAAUAUGACAACCUCCCAGAAGCUUUUCCUAUCACUUUGGAAUGGGGAGGAAGAGUGGUCAGAGAAACAGUAUAUUGGUUCCAGUAUGAAAGUGAUCCAUCCUUGAAUAGUAACGUUUAUGAUGUUGCAAUGAAACUUGUUACCAAGCACUUUCCAGGUGAAUUUGGGAGUGAGAUCCUAGUUCAGAAAGUUGUCCACACUAUAUUGCAUCAGACUGCAAAAAAAAAUCCUGACGAUUACACUCCUGUAAAUAUAGAUGGUGCUCAUGCUCAGAGAGUUGGAGAUGUGCAAGGACAAGAAUUGGAGCCUCAGCUACCAACUAAAAUUAUUCUUACUGGACAGAAAGCAAAAACUUUGCACAAGGAAGAAUUAAACAUGAGUAAAACUGAAAGAACUAUACAACAGAACAUCACAGAGCAAGCUUCUGCAAUGCAGAAACGGAAAACAGAGAGAUUAAAACAAGAGCAGAAGGGGCCGCCCAGAACUGUUUCCCCAAGUACUGUUCGCGAUGGCCCAUCUUCUGCUCCUGCCACCCCCACCAAGGCUCCCUACUCACCUACAACUUCCAAGGAGAAGAAGAUUCGAAUAACAACUAAUGAUGGACGGCAGUCCAUGGUUACCCUCAAGUCUUCAACAACCUUUUUCGAACUUCAGGAAAGUAUAGCCAGAGAGUUCAACAUUCCUCCGUAUUUACAGUGUAUUCGAUACGGCUUUCCUCCUAAAGAGUUAAUGCCACCCCAGGCGGGAAUGGAAAAGGAGCCAGUUCCUUUACAGCAUGGUGACAGAAUUACAAUAGAGAUCUUAAAAGGCAAAGCAGAAGGUGGUCAGUCACACUCACACACGGCUUCAGCACACCCACACUCGGCAUACUCACACACGGCCCACACUGUGAAGCCAGAAGAUAUUGCUGUUACUGGCAAACUGUUGUCCAAGGAACUUCAGGAGCAAGCUGACAAAGAAAUGUACUCCCUGUGUCUUUUAGCAACAUUAAUGGGAGAAGACGUAUGGUCGUAUGCAAAGGGACUUCCUCACAUGUUCCAGCAUGGUGGUGUAUUCUACAAUAUUAUGAAGAAAACGAUGGGCAUGAUUGAUGGCAAACAUUGUACUUUUCCACAUCUACCUGGCAAAAUCUUUGUCUAUAAUGCUUCUGAAGAUAGACUGGAGUUGUGUGUCGAUGCUACAGGACAUUUCCCCAUUGGUCCUGAUGUUGAAGAUUUAGUUAAAGAGGUUGUAAGUCAGGUUCGAGCAGAGGCUACUACAAGAAGUAGGGAAUCAAGCCCCUCCCAUGGGUUAUUAAAACUAGGUAGUGGUGGAGUAGUGAAAAAGAAAUCUGAGCAACUUCACAAUGUAACUGCCUUUCAGGGAAAGGGGCAUUCUCUAGGAACUGCAUCCAGUAACCCUCACGUUGAUCCCAGAGCCAGGGAAACUCUGGCUGUAAGAAAGCAUAACACAGGGACAGAUUUUAGUAAUAGUUGCAUUAAAACAGAGCCUCCUGUGUUCACAGCUGCUCCUAGUAACAGUGAGCUCAUUCGAAUAGCUCCUGGAGUAGUAACAAUGAGAGACGGCAGGCAGCUUGAUCCGGAUGUGGUUGAGGCCCAGCGAAAAAAAUUGCAGGAAAUGGUUUCUUCUAUUCAGGCUUCAAUGGACAAACACUUGCGGGAUCAAAGUACAGAGCAGACACCAUCUGAUCUUUCUCAAAGAAAAGGAGAAGUUGUGAGUUCUCCUGUGAGGCACGGGAGUCUUCAGACUGGCUUGCCUGAAUCUUUUUCUUUAACUGAUGGCACUGAGAGUCCGAGUACUGAAGCAACUGAUAGUUGUGUGGCAGACACCCUGGGAGCAGCAUUUGCCACAAAGUCAAAAGCACAAAACGAAAAUUCCAUGGAGGAACCUGAAGAGAUGGAUAGUCAAGAUGCUGAGACGACUAACACAGCUGAGCCAAUGGAUCACUCUUGAUUGAAUUAGAGGCUAAUAAAGGCAGAGUGUUUAUUGUGAAUAUGUAAUAUUUGUUGGCUGGGCCACAUAAUUUGAGUAGUCAUUAAAAAUCUUGUACGUAUAUAAUUCAAAGAUUAUAUCUUGUUAUUCAGUGCAUGAUAGCAAGUGUGUGAUUGGCAAUAGCUUUUAAUAUACUGCUGCCCAGGCUGGCUCUGAAUUCUUGUAAAUUAGUUUAGAUCUAUUGAAAGAGUUUCUUCCAUAUAUGGUGGUUCAUUGGAAGUUCUUUGUCAUUUUAAUUCCACGAAAGUCUUAAUUUUCAGACAUGAAAAUUCUCUUGCUAAAUGUUUCAUUUCUGCAGAGACCAGAAUUGAAGAGAGAGUGAGAGUUUGCACAUAUUGUCAUCAAGGUAGCCAUCCUACAUGUCAUGAGAAUGUCGAUUUCAAGUUUACCUGAACUAAAUGUAUCUUAAAAUGCAUAAAACACUUUUAGACUACUUAAAAGUUAUAACAUUAUAGAAACAACUAUUGUUGGCAAAAAAUAUCUUGACAGUAGAGUGUAAUGACACAACGUUUUCCUGAUUUGAGUUAAGUUGGGAAGAAUGAUCUAUCCUAGUAUGAUAAAGGCAGCAUAAUUCAGUUAGUUGGUCUGAGCCAAUAUGGCCAGUUGUGUGCUCUUGUUGAUAAUAUGUUGCCAUUAUUUUUUUAAUCUUGGCCUUGUCAAGUUCCACCUGUUGUUUUUUAAAUCUUGCAUAAAAGAGAAUUACAAUUUGUUUUAGAAAAUUUAAAAAUAAUGGUAGCAGUAGUUAAUUUGUAACUUUCAGAGUAUGUCAGAGUCACAGAGAAUUUAUCUUUAUGAAUGGGUUACAUUGUUCUACAGUUUUGACACAGUGGUGUUUAAGCCUGUAUAUGCUAAAUGUCUCUGGGCCCCUUUGAACCAAAAAUGUUUCCUUUUUUUCUUAGAUUUUCUGUAAGAUUUUCUUUUUGUUGGCUUCUCUUGAGUUUGGAUGCACAGUUUACUGCCACAUACCGUGAGCAACUGAGCAUUUGCUUAAACAUUGCAUCAUUAACUCUUCAGUGCCAGUUCCCUCGAACAGCUUUCAUGCAUAUUCUUUAAAAGCAGAGUGUAUACUCCUGAGAUUGGUACUGCACUAUUGUACUCUGUUCUGCAGAUCUGUAUUUGUAAAUGUAUUUCAGUCCGUCAUCUUCCCUUGUUUACUGAAAUUAAGUUUAAUUUGAAUGAAUGAAAGACAAAUGUAUGUUAAUAUAAUCUCUUAGAGCAUUCAAAGCCUGGCUGUCUCUGUUUGCACAUGUAACAGAUGCAGAACUGUUUGCAAUUCUACAAAACUAUAUGUCAGAAAAUACAUUAUCAGGUGUUUAAAAAAAUCUCUACCUGUUCAUUGGAAAGGGAUAUAAGAUGUACUUUAACUUUUUCUAGCUAAGGGAGGUUUUGGUCUUUUUCUGUGACAGUAUCUUUAACAGAAUCCAAAUACUAAUUACCCCACUAUGUUGAAAAAGAAAGGAACGGAGAAUCUAAACGUUUACAAAUGUAGCUGAGGUUAAGAUAAUGUACAAAACACUAACACACACACACACACACACACACACACACACACACACUCCUCUGGAUUAGUGUUUAUCAUAUCACAUGCUUUGCAAUAUUUUAUCUCCAUUCGUCCUUUUCUAAAUAUACUUUCACACACUUUAUAUCAAAGUACCAGGGAAAUUUACAACUUUUAUAUUGUAUACUAGUUUUGCAUGAAGUAAAAGAGAGCUACCAAAUUCUUAACAAUUAGCUGUGCUUUAAAUACCCCCCCCCCCCAUCAAUUCACUCACCACUAUCAUUAUUUUGGCUUAUUAAGCCACUGAAAUAUUCUUUAAAAUUUUUUUUCCUGGCUUAAGUACAAGAAAACUAUUCAAUAAACAGAAAGUGUACUGCUUUAAAUAAAUUAUAUAAUCACUCUGCUUUAACAGAUGCUCUUCUGUGGCUUGGUAUGUUUAGUUAAUAACUGGCAGGAUAUCAAAGCAUUAGAACAUCAGAAACAAAUUUUGUUUUUUCUGGACAUGGUCUUACUAUGUUGCCCUGGCUGGCCUGGAGCUCACUAUGUAGGUCAGGCUGGCCUUAAAUUCACAGAGAUCUGCCUACCUCUGCCUCCCAAGUUCUGGGACUAAAGGCAUAGACUUACCAUGCCUGGCUAGAAACAAAUUUUAUCUCCCUAUUGAAUACUUGAAUUUAGUGUAAAUUAUGCACAUGUGAACAUUAGAAGAUGGGCUUAAUCUCUGACAAUACUUCAUUGUCUCUAGUGACAGUAGUGGUAUUUAGGGUUAGAAACUUAACUGGGUAUAAAUAACAGUUUGGGUUCUCCCUUGAUAAAAAAUAACAAACAAAAAACAGGCUUGAGAAUUCAUCAGAAUUCUUGAACAUAUUUUAAAUCAGAUGAAAUUUGAAUUAGUGGUUUUGGCUAAGUUUUGAGAGGGUUUGUUUUAAACGUCAUCCUUGUAUUUAUGUAAGUGUAGAUGAUUUUUUACCAUUUUGAUACCACUGUACUGCAUCAGCGGAGCACAACAGCUUGUGAUAGCAAGUAAAGUGUUUCUUAGCCCUAGAUGUGGCAUUGUAACUGUAAUUCAAACCAGUUCAGUUAUAUUUUUGGUGUUUCUCUGAACACUGAAGUAAUAUUGUAAAUAUUUCUCUACAGUAACCCACUACGUAAUCAUACCAAGUUUGAGUUGAUGGCCCAAAGUCCAGGCAGUUAAAGGUGGUGUGUGUCCAGAAAGCUGGUAAUGAACGAUGGUUCAAUGAAAGGAAAUAAGACACUGCCAAGUAUUAUGACUAGUAUUCAAUUAGCUCCAAGGGAAUGGUUACUCAGGAACUAAAGAACAAGCUUAGAUAGCCCAUUCCUUUCCCAUCCCUUAAACUAUGUUUCAGGUGUUUAUUGGAAAUUAUUAGGAAAGAGGCCUGAGAAAUUUAGCAAAUGCUAAUAUUUGAAAUUUGCUUUAUACUUUCCUGUGGUUUUUAAUUUGGUUUUUUACAAUUAAGCUUUACUACUAGCAGUUGAGAUUGUGUUGUGGAAUGUACCUGUGAGACUAGCCACAGGUCAUACAAGUCUUUUGUUUUGUUUUGUUUUUUGAGACAUGUUUUUUCUGUGUAGCCUUGGCUAUCCUGGAACUCACUCUGUAGACCAGGCUGGCCUUGAACUCAGAGAUCCACCUGCCUCUGCCUCUCAUGUGCUAGGAUUAAAGGCAUGUGCCCCCACCACCUGGCUACAGGUUUUUUUGUUUUUGUUUUUCAACACAGGGUUUCUCUGUAUAGCCCUGGCUGUCCUGGAACUUGCUCUUAACAGGUUUUUAUUGCCAUUAUUUUAAGGAUCAUCUUCAUUGGAUAUUAAUGGUGUCUUACAUAGGGUCUCUUACCUCAGGGAAGAUCGUUUACUAGCAACUCCUAUUAUUGACCAGUUUUGGAGAAUUACUUUGACACAUCACAUGUUAACUACCAAAUGCAAAAAGUAUUGUUUUAUGUAGUUACCUGCUGUCUGCUACUGAACAUUUCUCUAGAUAUUUAGGACCUUACUAAUAAGUAACAUUUAGAUUUAAAAAUAAACAUCUAAGUUCUGUCACUAGUUAUACUCAUCUAGUCACUAUAGUGAUAGUAUAAUUUUUUAUUUUAGAACAUUAAUAAAGUUUUGUCCUCAUUUUUCAACAAUCAUUUUAAUUGGCCCAAACUUAAAAUGCUCAAGUGCAAAUCUUGUGCUUUUUUUUUUUUCAUAGAUCUAAAAGCAAGGUCUCCACCUUAAGAUUCUUAUAAAAGCAGAGCCCUUGCAACAUUGGUUUUAAUUCCACUCAUUUUAAUGUAGACUUAAAGUUACCUUUUAUAACAGAAAUAGAUGCGUAUUCUAGGUUGGCUAGAUGUUCUACUUUCCAAGACUAUGUCAUUUAACAACAUUGUAAAACACAGAGGCUUUUCACAAUUUGAUUAUUUCUUCAAACAAGAACAACUCAUGAAAAGAGGCCAUAGUAGCAAAAUCUGUAUUUAAAGAAUAAAAUAACGAAGGGGAGACAGAUCACUAAUGUCACAGAGUUAAUUGCAAGUUCUGCCAUUCUUUGAGAUGCCAAGUGUUUCAGUUCAUAUUUAAUGAUACUCAAAUCGUGGAAAUUUUAACGUUUGUUCCAAAAUAGCAGAAACUGUAAAAAAAAAUUGUGAAUUAUUGGAUAAAAUGCCAUUACUUGUAUAUCUGACAUUUAAAGUUUUUAAUUAUGGAGUUGACAUGUUUUUGUAGUAUAAUACAAUGACUAUUCUCUUGUAAAAGAAAAGGAAAAACUAGUAAAGAAAAGAAAAAGUUUUAGUUGAUGUUAUUUGCUUGUAUCAAUGACUAGUAUUUAAAAUUUAAGCUGUUGCAUACUUUUCUUUAGAAUGCAGAAAUCCCUCCGGGAGCCUUUAUGCCUGUCGUAGAGCAAUAAAGGACUGGAAAGCUGGUCAGUAUUUUCAGGUUUGUUUGACUUCAAGCACUAGUGCUAAAAAUUGCAGUCUCCUUUUUGGAGGGAAAUGCUACUUAGACUAAAACCAAGCAUUAAUGUUGUAAAUAUUUAGACAAAAAGCUAGCAAGUACUUAAACUUGGCAGUGAAGUGUUGUAGAUGCUAUAUCAUCCAUAAGGCACUAGCUUGGACAUCACUUCUGAUUUCAUGAUUGUAUAUAUUACAAUUGAGAAUGACUAAUUGGUAACAGUAUAGUGUUCUUGAGCACACCUCACUGUACAGUAUUUGAAGUUUUGUAUUAAUAAUAAAACUAAGUUAAUAUAUUA
This is a messenger RNA of Peromyscus maniculatus bairdii (prairie deer mouse), 8714 nucleotides long. RefSeq names its product valosin containing protein interacting protein 1 (gene Vcpip1). Gene Ontology annotation, biological process: protein ubiquitination; Golgi reassembly; protein K11-linked deubiquitination. Lineage: Eukaryota; Metazoa; Chordata; Mammalia; Rodentia; Cricetidae. Gene Ontology annotation, molecular function: cysteine-type deubiquitinase activity. The record is from RefSeq and is a predicted model, not a curated record.